ACACGCCAGGAAAGGGGGCGCGCACGUUUACGGGUUCCUGCCUUUGUGUUGUUUUCCGUAUGUGAAGGGGACGGAGUUAGUGGCUUGGUCUAGCUGUUUAACAGCGCCAGUUAGCUGUUCCGCGGAAAUUGCAUUGUCCUUACGAGGGAUACCUGGUUCCUGACGAGGUUUGUAGCUGACUCUGGGAGGAAAAGAAAGCCCCGAAAAAGAAGGAGUCUUGCCGACGACUGACGAAAUGCCUAACGGAGUCCUUCGCGUGGCCGACCCUCGCGCAUCGGUCUGAUAACCGUUGAGAUGGACUGCUGCCGAUCCAGGAAAAACAAACAAGUCUGUCUGUCCGGGAACUCGGCUUCUUCGCCAACUCAGUGAAUAACAGGAAUGCCCAAAGAGAAAUAUGACCCGCCAGACCCGAGGCGGAUGUACACAAUAAUGUCAAGUGAGGAGGCGGCCAAUGGGAAGAAAUCUUACUGGGCGGAACUUGAGAUCAGCGGUAAAGUGAAGAGUCUCAGCUCAACGCUAUGGAGCCUGACUCACCUCACCGCCCUGUACCUUAGCGACAACUCCCUGUCGCGCAUCCCCCCCGACAUUGCCAAACUGCACAACCUGGUGUAUCUGGACCUGUCAUCCAACAAGAUCAGGAGCCUGCCGGCAGAGCUUGGCAACAUGGUUUCUCUCAGGGAACUGCUUUUAAAUAACAACCAGUUGCGGGUUCUGCCUUUCGAGCUGGGAAAACUGUUUCAGUUACAAACACUGGGGUUGAAAGGGAACCCACUCACACAAGAAAUCUUGAACCUGUAUCAGGAACCUGAUGGGACUCGACGGCUGCUCAGCUACCUUCUGGACAAUCUCGCUGGCACCGUCAAACGCAUCCCCACAGAGCAGCCACCAUCCAGGUCCUGGAUUGCCCUUCAAGAGCCAGACAGGACACGACCUACAGCCCUGUUUUCCGUCAUGUGUUACAACGUGCUGUGUGACAAGUAUGCCACACGACAACUGUAUGGCUACUGCCCAUCCUGGGCGCUCCACUGGGAGUAUCGGAAGAAGUCCAUCAUGCAGGAGAUUCUGAGCUGCAGUGCAGAUAUCAUUAGCUUGCAGGAAGUGGAAACAGAGCAGUACUACAACUACUUCUUGGUUGAGCUAAAGGAACAGGGUUACGAUGGGUUCUUCAGUCCCAAGUCACGAGCCAGAACCAUGUCAGAAUCAGACCGGAAGCAUGUCGAUGGUUGUGCAGUAUUCUUCAAGGCGGACAAGUUCAGCCUCGUCCAGAAGCACACUGUGGAGUUCAACCAGUUGGCCAUGGCCAACUCUGAGGGCUCAGAAGCCAUGCUGAACCGGGUCAUGACGAAGGACAACAUUGGUGUGGCCGUGCUCUUAGAGCUGCGCAAGGAGAUGAUAGAGAUGUCCUCUGGAAAGUCUUUUCAUGGAAUGGAGAAGCAGCUCCUUUUGGUGGCCAACGCCCACAUGCACUGGGACCCGGAGUACUCGGACGUCAAGCUGGUCCAGACCAUGAUGUUCAUGUCUGAGGUGAAGAACAUUGUGGACAAGGCCACUCGCACCCUCAAGCUGUCCUCGACAUCCGGGGAGGCCAAUGCCAUUCCGCUCGUGCUGUGUGCUGACCUCAACUCGCUGCCAGACUCGGGUGUGGUGGAGUAUCUGAGCACCGGUGGGGUGGACUGUACCCACAAAGACUUCAAGGAGCUGCGCUACAGUGACAGCCUGACCAACUUCAACAGCAAUGGCAAGAAUGGCACAUCCAGCACUAGGAUAACACACGGCUUCAAGCUGAAGAGCGCCUACGAGAACGGCCUGAUGCCUUACACCAACUACACCUUCGACUUCAAGGGCGUGAUUGAUUACAUCUUCUAUUCGAAGCCCCACCUCAACGUCUUGGGCAUCCUGGGGCCUCUCGAUCCCCACUGGCUCAUUGAAAACAAUAUUACCGGUUGCCCGCACCCCCAUAUUCCUUCUGAUCACUUCUCCCUGUAUGCACAACUGGAGCUGGUCCUGCCCUACCCACCGCCCAUCAAUGGAAUUCACCUGCCAGGUCGCAGGUAGUCCCGCGAGCCUCCGGGGACACUCCACCUCCCUCACGCUCCUCAAAACUCAAACGAAGAAGAGAACACAAUCUUUAAAAUUCAAGUCAUACAGUAAGAGGUGUGAGGUAUGGCCAGCAGGGAUUUGUUUUUUGUAUGUAUCAUUUUUGUGUUUUCCUUUAAUUGUUUGUAUUCAUUUUAAUUGAAGAAUCUAAAGUCAAUCAAGUCUCUUGCUAUACACACCCCACAUUCAUGUUCCUUUCGUUAUACAUUGAUGGACCACGCAGUGAGUUUGUCGUAUUUCUUUAAAUGUUGUUCAUUUCACUUUUUUAAAAACACCCCCAGUCCAGGUCCGUUAAGCUUUGACAGUCCCGCUUACACCGUUUGCCGGGGUUCACAGAUGGAGGGAGUGUUUUAUUUACCAGAAGUGUAAUUGUGUGCCCCCCCGUCCCCCUGCACGCCCCUUUUGCUCAUGUGAUGACUUGUCGGUGUAGGAGGGCACAAGCCACAUCUUUGCCUUUGUGCUUUUGGUGCUGAAACCAGCUCUUCUGCUGCUGUCACCUCCAGUUCCCCUCUCUGGGGGCCUGGGUGUUUAAGUAUUCACUUGAUUCAGCUGUAACUCAUGCUGGCCCAUGCGUGGUUGAGUGACCACCCCCCAUACUUUGAAAUGGAGGAGGACAGUGGUGUAGAGUGUGAUAGGAGAUGGUGGCUUUUUGGCGGGGAGCACACGGAGGAGUCAGGGUCCUUUCUGGGCGUGUAUUGCCGCAAAAGCACCUGUGCUGGGUCAAAAAGGAGGAUGCAGCUUGAAGCAACAUCACUCUCGGCACUGCUCUGUGGCUCCGUGCACCCGAGCCCUGACAUCACGGGCAUCCGUCAGCACUGCCCUCCAGGGUGGGCGAGGAUCCACUGCUGGUCAUCCUUCUGAUUUUGGUUUGGCAGGUUCUCACAUGGGCAGCAGCGUGUGUAUGUGUGUGUGUAUAUAUGUGUGUAUACACACACACACACACACACACACACACACAAAUCAGUAGCAUUGUCUUGGAGGCCGUAAGUGAGCCCCUCAGCUCCAUCCCGAAUGGGCCAUGAAGUGCACAUUUCACUCCAGGGGAUUUUUCACAUGGACGUUUGUAUGAAAUAUUACAUUUGGAUUUAGCCUUUACAUGAUUGUAUAAAACCUGGUUUAUGGCAAUUUUGUACUUAAAAUACAUUAGGACCAGAUUUGGGGACAAAUAAUUGUAUUGUAAAUUAAGGCUAAGUUUUUAUCCAUUUAUUGUGAAUGAGAGGAAUUUGAGUAAGCAGCUUGCGCAAAAGAUGAAAAGGGCAGCUGUGGAAGGUCUGUCUGGCGCUGUGUUUGCACUCUAGAGUCUGUGUCCUCUAUCAUUUUUAAUCCCCCCCCCUCCCCCCCGUAUCAAAAUUUUUGUUUUUGAAAACUUGUUAGGCCUUAGAGUUCUAGUGCACCCGAACGCUGAUGUGCACACAAUGGUCUGACCGCAUCCCGUCCCCCCCCCCAGAUCCCUUAUGUCUACCUGAAUAUUGAUUUGCAUACGUCAAUCCACCCGCAUACCAAACCUCGACCCAUUUUGGGGAGCAUGCUGCACAUCCCUCUACUCCACCUGAAUAUCGAUGUGCAAAUGACGACCUGACCACAUCCCAUCCCCCAAUCCAUUUCGGGGAGCAGGCUGCACAUCCCUUUUUCCGCUGCUUCACCAUCUCGUCUUUUUGAGUAAAGUGUGCACCCCCUUAUCGUAGUGUCUCUGGGUCCAGAAGAACAAGCACCAUCCUCAAUCCUGGACCAUGCUGAUCUCCCUCGGUGUGACCAAGGUCUAUCUGUCUGCCCCCAGCCCCAGGUGUCAGUAUGUGGGCACAUUGUGGGCUCUGCUAUGGUCAGUUUUGGGGUGGGUGUUGAUAGGGCAUCGCCCGCAGUGUGGAGCCUAUGGUGUGGAGCUGGUCCUUUGUUUGGACUGGGAGGGGGGCGAGGGCACCUUGCACUUCCUGCACCGCCAGCAAACACCUGCACAGCUUCUCUUUUCACCUUUUUUCCUGAAGAUCUUCUGUGAUCCUUUUUGUUAUUGCCACCCCAGCCAUGCCCUUCAUGUCCAUUGGGUGUUUAAUACUCUUGUGAGAUAAUGAUUCCCCCCCCCACCCCCCCGUGUUCUUGCACCGAUCAGAACAGCUCAGAGAGCUGAAAAGGUAGUUGCUUUUUGAAGCCAAAUGAGUCGGCUCCGAUUUAGUUUGGAUCCACAUACUGUUCUCAUCUGUAUAAAGUUCCCCCCGCCUCUUUAUGUUUGUGCCAUUUGAUGUAUAAUAACAUGAAGCCAAUGUGGUGAUCAGAAUCUAGUUCUUUUGACCGUCCUGAGCCGUGCUGGGGAUUAGACGGAAACCAUGUCUGAAUGUGCAGCCCUGGCCGCCUCCCAUGUGCCAGACCUCCGUAGCCCUGCAUUGUUUCAUCCACAUCUCCAGGGUCCCGGGUGACUCCCAAGUUGGCCCAACAAAAUGAGACACAUUCAUUGUUCAGCGUACAGUUAACAUCACAUGGAGGAACUGGGUCAGUGUUUGUGUUUUUAAACAAAGGUAACCGAUUUGCAAGCACUUAAGACAAAUCUAUUAUGCAGCUAGCCUGUAAGAAAUGUGAUCGCCUUUUUAAGAAACUUUUUUUUUCUUCAUGUAAAAAUUCAUAUUUUAAUUGCUUUUUACAAAUGAAGAAGGGAUUAAAACAAGGGAAAGUUUAAAUAUGCCAUCCUUGUCUAUGAUCUGCUCAUUCCUGCACUCCCCCCCCCCUUUUUCCCCCUUUUUUGGUUUGUUUGGAAAAGAAAAUGUUCAAUUUAUAAUAACCUUGAAUUGCUGGUAGUGUUGUAUUAGAUUGAGAUAGCUUUUGUAAAGUGUGAAUAAAAGGUGUACUGUUUCCUUUUUAAAAAAACAAUGGUUGUGUUGUUGCAGAUAUGAAUUUAGUGUUAUGAUUGGAUGUUUUUUUUUUGUCCUUUUUACCCAUUUUUUUAAUCAUACUAUUAAACCAAAUAUUUUUUUAAUAUAUGUAUAUGAAAACGUUAGCAAGUUAAAAUGGAUAUAUAUGGUUGCUAACUGAGAUUCAAGACACUUUAAAAAAAAAAAAAAAAAAAAAGGCUGUCAUUAAAAGUGCAGCUUCA
Molecule: messenger RNA, 5176 nt
Organism: Paramormyrops kingsleyae
Lineage: Eukaryota; Metazoa; Chordata; Actinopteri; Osteoglossiformes; Mormyridae
Product: CCR4-NOT transcription complex subunit 6
Molecular function (GO): protein binding; 3'-5'-RNA exonuclease activity
Source: RefSeq, a predicted model, not a curated record